AGAAAUGCAUCAAAUGUCUUCAAUUCAUCCAUUUCACACUGAUCUGACAAACAGCAACAAACAUGUUUUGUUGGAUCGGUGUGAAGUUGCCUCGAGAGUACAAAAUACAUGUGAUGUCAAACACUGACUUAUGUUCAUCAUAAUCUUCCUCCAAAAUAAAAGUAUCUGCUGCUGUUGGUGCAGGUCUAUGGGAUGCUUUUGAUGAAGUUGAAGAGAUGGACGAUGGUGGAGAUGGAGCAAAUGCUGCUGGUGCAGAUGAAGAAUCUGAUAUAAUUUACAUCAAACAGCUACGAGGAGGACGACACCCAAUAGAUUUGAAUGUUUCUAGUGACAUCAACAACAAAUUGCUCAAGAAAGAAACAUGGAAAAUAAAAAAAGAAGUGCUAAGAAAGCCAACAAUGCAUCUUGCAUCAGCUGACAUCAAUAUGAUGGAUGUCAUUGGCAUCAUCGACACAUUUGACAGACCAGGAGAUGCGUACACAGAAGACACAUACGCUCGAUGUGGAACACAUGCAGUAGCUUUCGAGGACGAGCCAGGAAAGAGACUCCCUAAAGCUGGAGCUCAAUGUGAAGCAGGAGUGGGUCGAGCUCGUGCUGAAUUCAGUGUGUUUGAAGCAGAAGCUAAAGGUCCGAACGCCUCGGCCGGUGCUGAAGCAAGCGUAGGUGCACUCGGAGCCAGUGCGAUGGCUCGAGCUGAAGUUGCCAGCGCGUGUGCUAAAGCCGGUCCGGUUGGUGUGAAGGUGGGGCUUGGGGUGGACACAGGGAUAUCUGUUGGUAAAGGUGGAUUCGAGGCAAAAUUCCUGGGAACUGGAUUUACAAUUGGUCCAAAAACUAGUAUUUCUCUUCUGGGUUCAGAAGUGUCAUGUUCAGUCAUGUAGUCAUACAGAAAUGAAUGCAUGUAACAUUGUAGUAGCGGACUGUGAUGUACAUUUAAAAAACACGUCCUGAAAACUAAUUCUGUUUAAUUUUAAUGCAGUUAACCAAAUUGUUAUCAAUGCCAGAAAUAAAUAUGAAGUGA
This is a messenger RNA of Triplophysa rosa, 1018 nucleotides long. RefSeq lists its product as uncharacterized. Lineage: Eukaryota; Metazoa; Chordata; Actinopteri; Cypriniformes; Nemacheilidae. The record is from RefSeq and is a predicted model, not a curated record. The coding region runs from base 216 to 878 and encodes 220 amino acids. The transcript has 2 exons.